This is a messenger RNA of Malania oleifera, 1563 nucleotides long. RefSeq names its product protein phosphatase 1 regulatory inhibitor subunit PPP1R7 homolog. The transcript is spliced from 6 exons. NCBI's taxonomy places the organism in Eukaryota, Viridiplantae, Streptophyta, Magnoliopsida, Santalales, Ximeniaceae. Bases 182 to 1180 code for a protein of 332 amino acids. The record is from RefSeq and is a predicted model, not a curated record. Gene Ontology annotation, molecular function: protein binding.
GGAAAAAAUUCUCCUUCUUGGUGUAGCAAUCGUUCGAUCAAAACGGUAGCGUACGAAACCCAACGAACAAAAGACGGUCCAUCCCAGAUGUUCCGUUCUCGCUUCCGUACCGACUAUUUCACGGUUCCGUUCCUCCCCUUCCAAUUCUAGGGUUUUGCGCUCUCUCCGUGUAUCACGAUCAAUGGAAGAAACGACCAAACCAUCACCGCUUGAGGAUUGUGAUACUCCCGACGAUUCAUCAAGCACCGUCCUCGAUCUCACCAGCUGUCAGCUCCACGAUCUCAGCUCAGUCGAGAUUCCUCCGACCCUGACCGAGCUCGAUUUGACCGCGAAUCGGCUAUCAACCUUAGAUCCUCGAAUUGGGCUUCUCUCAGACCUCAAGAAGCUCUCUUUUCGCCAAAACCUCAUCGAAGACGCUGGCGUCGACCCCAUUUCCCAGUGGCACGCGUUAUCGGGCAUUGAAGAGCUUGUGCUUAGAGAUAAUAAACUAAUGAAAAUACCCGAUGUCAGCAUAUUCAAGAAACUGUUGGUAUUUGAUGUUUCUUUCAAUGAGAUUUCUUCAGCAAAUGGGCUGUGUAAGGUGUCUAAUACACUCAAGGAACUCUAUGUGUCUAAAAAUGAAGUUACAAAGAUGGAGGAGAUUGACCACUUUCAUGAGCUGCAAAUUCUUGAACUUGGCUCCAACAGGUUACGGGUAAUGGAAAAUUUGCAAAACUUAACAAACUUACAAGAGCUAUGGUUGGGUCGAAAUCGUAUCCGAACAGUAAAUUUAUGUGGACUAAGAUGCAUCAAGAAAAUUAGCUUGCAAAGCAAUCGUCUUACUUUAAUGACAGGAUUUGAGGAUUGUGUUGCUCUGGAAGAACUGUACUUGAGCCAUAAUGGUAUUGCAAAAAUGGAAGGCCUGUCAACUUUGGUAAAUCUCCGUGUACUUGAUAUAUCAUCGAAUAAGCUCACAUCUGUGAGUAACAUUGAAAACCUGAACCGAUUGGAAGAUCUAUGGCUCAAUGAUAACCAAAUUGAAUCACUUGAAGGCAUUGUUGAGGCUGUCACUGGUUCAAGAGAGAUGCUCACAACUAUAUACCUCGAGAACAAUCCAUGUGCAAAGUCUCCGGGCUACUCUGCUACUCUCAAACAAGUCUUCCCAAAUAUUCAACAAAUUGAUUCCUAUAUAUUUGCCUAGAAAUUUCAUUUUCCUGCGUGGGAAACAGGAUUGUUGGAGAUGAAAGCCUAUGAAAGCAAAUGCUAGUAAUGAUCCUAGUUUGUAUACACUUCUACUCACAGUUCAACAUUUCAAGUCUACUGCAAUUUGAGGUUUAUUUCUAGGUCAUACAAGACUAGCUCAGGGGACUAAUUUAAAUCCAGAAAGUUGCUCAACAGUUGCUGCUAAUGCUUUUGAAGGACACUGCAGAUACAGCACCAGCGCAUUGAAAUUGCUCGGCUUGCUGUUCCAAUUCGGGGACUCCAUCUGUGCAUUUGGAUUUCUUUGUUGUAGCAGUUUUAUGUUAUCUUAUAUUUUUUGGGGGAGGUUAGGGUUCAAUAAUAUAAUGGAGGAUCUUCUUUCAA